Molecule: messenger RNA, 2518 nt
Organism: Neodiprion virginianus
Lineage: Eukaryota; Metazoa; Arthropoda; Insecta; Hymenoptera; Diprionidae
Product: mitochondrial fission regulator 2-like
Exons: 5
Coding region: 150-959 (269 amino acids)
Biological process (GO): aerobic respiration; mitochondrial fission
Cellular component (GO): mitochondrion
Source: RefSeq, a predicted model, not a curated record
UAUAAGUGAGCCAAUUUUAGCUGCAGUAGUGGAGCUGUAAAAUGAAAAUUGUUGAAAUGGUGUCGUAAUAAGUGUAACUUGUAUAACUAACACAAUCAAGUUCAUCACUCAACUAGGUGGGUGACACAGUAAUUCUGGCAGUCCUCGAAAUGUCGCCAGCAGCUAGUAACGCUGGUAGACAAGUGGUUCAUACAGGUUCAUAUAGGCAAUGGGUAGUACAGAUGGCUGAGAAACCCAAGUACUAUGGAAAAAAUCGUAGUAUUGUACGCAGAAUUGGUUCGUUUCUACCGUUGAAGCCUCUCCCUAAAAUCUAUGUCAGCGUAACUGCUUUACAUUCAAUGAGCAAUUCAAUGAUCGUUGAUGAUGCAAACUCUAACAUUGCCGAUACAAAUGGAUUCGGAUUGGAAAGUGCUAACAAGGGACACAUUUUCAGUGGGCGGCUAUCUGGAAGUAAGCCAGACUUGUUAGAAACCAUUAGCUUUGGUUCUGAAGUAAGAUUGCUCGCCCUGGAACAGGAGUUACAAGAAAUGCGAGAGAAAAUUGCAACAAUUGUCCAACACAUCAAAACAACAGACCCACCGUCCGACACGACCAGUGAAAAUGCAUACGCAAACGACCCACCCCGCCCUCCUCCACCACCACCACCUCUUCCGCCCCCAAGUACACCACACAUAGCAAGAAGGGCCAGUUUGCAAGAUCAUACAACAUCUGAAUGGCAUAAGCCACCCUUGAAUAGCCAAAAAUCAAUGGGAGAUAUUCUAAAGGAAAUGGACAAGGUCAAGUUGAAGCCUAUUGCAAGAUCGCCAGGUGGAGGACCAUUAAAGUUAAAGCGUGGAAACACUCCUAAUAAUGAUCUGCAAGAAAUUUUGAGAAAGCGGUACAGUGUUGUACAAGCUGAAUCUCCAGAUAGUCGAAACUCAUCUAUCAUCUCAGCUCACAACGAUUCAUUUACCCAUUAAAAACUUCCGUGAAAAUCAAAUAUUUAAAUACGAUAUGAUAAAGACUACUUUUUUUGUUUUCAUUCUCCAUUCGAAGUGAAUUAUAGUUCAGUGAUUUUCUACCUAAUUGUGAAAUUAGAUUUUGCCUAUCUGCAGGCACAUAUCUUUUAUUUGAAACGAAAUUUAUUACGCUAUGAUGAAUCUCUUUAUCUGCCAAAGAGGGUGCUAUUGAUAUUUUAAUUUGAAUGAUCGAGUAUCAUUACACGUGUAGUCAUAUUAUGAUAUUACAUACCUGUCAAUAUUUAAAGUUUUUGAUAAAUAUAAAUAAUGUUGCAUCAUAAGUCCCGAAAGAAACGUGAAUUUUAAAUCUGUACAAGCAAAACGAUAAGCCAGCUCAUUUAUCACCACUCCAGUUAUGCACAACGGAGAUAGAUUUUUUUAAACACAAACCGUAAAAAUACGAAGUAUUGAACACAUGUUCUCAACACUUCUAUUACUUUGCCCCGUAACCAGAAAAAAUAGGAUUACACAUAACGUAAAUUUGUAAUUCUACUCCGUGACUACCCUGAAAUUAAUGAGAAUGGCACUGUAAUCUCAAGGAUAAUACGUACAUUAUCCGGACUUGGUUAAUUUUACGAUCUGUUAUAGAUGUGUAUAGAUAUUCAGGUGUAAUAUACAUACAUGUAUACAUAUGUAUGUAUGUGUUUGUUAAAUGGACCACCGGUGAUAGCAUAGAAGGCUGGCUUUACUCAUCUCACAAUGUGUAAAAGUGUUUUGAUUCAUUCACCUGCGGUAGGUGAUACAUUUAAAAGUUAGUAUUAUCCAGUGAAGAAAGGUCAAAUGUAAGAAUUACCAAUAACAAGCUGACAUUAUGCGUAAUUGGAGAAUUUGCAAAUUUUUUAGUCCUUCAAAGUUUUUAAGUCUGAGAGAACUUUUCUUCAAAUGAAAAAAAGUUAAUUUUAUGUUUAAUGAAUUGUAACUCAAUCCCUGUAUGGGAACUAUGGGACUUCAGUUUGAAAAACCAAUUCAGAGAUACGAAGCAGCUUGGGCCGAUAAUUUCGUAUGUAGAAAUGUUAAAUAAGACGUAAUAAGAAUGUUAGCUUAAUUGCUUGUAUCGAGCUGAGGAUUGAACUGUGUCGUCCUCGAAUAACUAACUACGUCACAUGUAUAACACUACGUUUACAGUAUGUCGUUUCUGUACUAUUUUUUUGUUAGGAAAAAAUUUCAGUACUAGGUUUUGAAAAUUGAAAUUUGUUUUAUCCUACUGAACAUAAUAAUUAUGGUACAUGGCUCUAACUGCUGAGAUCGUUCGAUGGUGUUUCGAUGUUAUCUAUGCCUAAAUAGUAAUGUUCUUCCUACGUGAAAGAUCGUUUAGAAGACACCGAAUAAUGAAAGUUACCGUAGUUUGAAAAAGCAAGCAAAAAAAUCGUGCAAUUUGAUUUUACCUGUUCUAAAUAAGUAGGAUGGUUAUCACCUUAGGUUGUCGAGACUGAAUGCUAUCGUCGAAUAUGAAUGUGGAAGCGUGUUUUAUACCCGAGGCUUUAACGGACGGAGAGAAUAAAAAGUUAUUGUUACAUAAA